This is a messenger RNA of Acanthosepion pharaonis, 849 nucleotides long. The record is from the annotation of a GenBank genome assembly. Lineage: Eukaryota; Metazoa; Mollusca; Cephalopoda; Sepiida; Sepiidae.
AUGCAAGAAAGAAUUUCGAAGUGUAAAGAUAAAAUCAACGAACCUAAACAAAGAUCUAUCUAUCUAUCUAUCUAUCUAUCUAUCUAUCUAUCUAUCUAUCUAAGCCUGUCCCUAUCUAUCUAUCUCCCUCUCUCUCUCUCUCUCUCUCUCAAUAUAUAUAUGUGUUCAGGACUUGCUGAUCCGCUUUCAUCUAUCUAUCUAUCUAUCUAUCUAUCUCAAUGUCUUCUUUCUCUCCCUCACUCUCUAGGUCUCAGUCUGUUCAUGUUUAUCUGUUAUAUACCAAUUUGUUUCUAUCUAUCUAUCUAUCUAUCUAUCUAUCUAUCUAUCUAUCUAUCUAUCUCAAUUCUGUUCAUGUUUAUCUGUUAUAUACCAAUUUGUAUCUAUCUAUCUAUCUAUCUAUCUAUCUAUCUAUCGAACUGUCUAUCUCAAUGUCUUCUUUCUCUCUCUCUUCUCUCUCUCCCUCUCUCUAGCUCUCUCAGUCUGUUCAUGUUUAUCUGUUAUGUACCAUCUAUCUAUCUAUCUAUCUAUCUAUCUAUCUAUCUAUCUAUCUAUCUAUCUUUUAUAUCACUCUCUUUUUGGACUCUUUCUCUCUCUCUCUCACACACAUGCAUGCACAUACGCACAUAUAUAUUCUUAACUGAAACCUUUCUUAUCUAUCUAUCUAUCUAUCUAUCUAUCUAUCUAAUUCUUUUCAUUAUCUAUCUAUCUAUCUAUCUAUCUAAUUCUUUUCAUUAUCUAACUACUUAUCUAUGUAUCACAUGUUUUUCAUUAUCUAUCUAUCUAUCUGUCUAUCUAUCUAUCUAUCUAUCUAAUUCUUUUCAUUAUCUAUCUAUCUAUCUAUCUAUCUAA